Molecule: messenger RNA, 1864 nt
Organism: Chara braunii
Lineage: Eukaryota; Viridiplantae; Streptophyta; Charophyceae; Charales; Characeae
Source: the annotation of a GenBank genome assembly
GGCAGGCGCAAACGGUGAGUGGGCAAGGUUUAAAGGAGAGAUGCAGAGGCGUUUCAAGUUAGGGGACGACCUGCUCACAAAAGAAGACCUGGAAAUGUUGAGACGGGACGAGUUCUCCACGGUAGGAGCCUUUGCCACAGCAUUUGAGAAGAUGGCAAAGAAAGUCUCAGGGCUGGCAGAAGAAGAACAAUGUGCCACUUUCCUGGGGCACUUCAAGAACUGGGAAGCCUCGUCGCUUACCAAGAAAGCUGCGCCAGGAAAGAAACUGACUUGGGGUGCCAUAAAAGAAGGCGUGCUAGAGGGAGAAUUGGAACAGGUAGACAUCUUUCAGAUGAGACAGGCUAGGAAGAAAAGGAAGACUUUGGAUACUAUCACUAGUGAUGGGCGCGACUUCAAACAAAUGAUAGAAGAUGCUGUGGCCCAACACGAUGCAGAGAAGGAGGCAAAAAAAAAGACUAUGGCAGCGCCACAAGCCCAAGGGAAAGGAAAGAAGGUGGUAGUGCUAGAAGAGGAGGAGGAAGAAGAAGAGGAGCCUGAACCACAAAAGUUGACAAAGGCUCAAAGGAAGGCAAGGAACACGACUCAAGGGGGGCAAGGCUCAGGAAAAGGUCAAGCCCCGCAAGCUAUAGCGGCGCCACCCCCUGAGUCGUCCAGUCAAGCCGCACCAGCACCCUGUGGAUGGAAAGGAAAAUUAUCAUUGAUGUACCUUAUCGAUUCAGGCCCAGGGGCACAAAGCGGGUCGGGAAACCUGCCCGGAGUGAUUGUCACGGCGCCAACUCCUAGGUCUGGGAUGACCUUCAGGCCGCCGUCAAGAGCAGGAAGGGCAGCUUUGGCGGCACGCACUAGAUCGAAGGGAGCGCCCGACUCAAGCCAGCCCACUCAGGACAACCCGGGACCCAGUGGCGAGAAAGAGACGGUAGAGAUUCCAGAGGAUGAGGAGGACGAGGAUGAAAAGUUGAGGAAGGAAGAGGACAAGAAGGCUGAAGAGAGAGCCAAAAAGAGGGGCGCUAAAGCGAGCGCUGAUAAAAAGCAGGAGGGAAAGAAGAGAAAGUAUAAGGGGUUUGAGAUCAGGAAGCAGCCUGCAGAGGAGGCCUUCAAGUGUCAGAAGGUGGAAGAGAGGGCAAACGAGCAGAAGGAUGAGGAAAUCCCCCUACUAGAUAAGGAGAUGUUGCAGCCUAAGGAGGCUCUAGCAGGGACGGGGUCAGAGACUGGGAGGUUUGAGUGGAGGAUGCCCACAGUCUUGACACAUGAGGCGAGGCCACUAGCAGAGGAUGCGAUGGAUGAGGCUGCACUUCCCAUGACUCAGGGGGAGACUGUGGGGCGACAGGAGGUUCAGGAGAGUGUGGGACAGGCCAUGGCUGAGGCUGAGGAGAGGGAGGAGCGGGAGGUCUCUCAGAAGACCCCACCACCUCAGGAUAUGCCUCUGGUUGCAGGUCUGGAGGAUGCACUGGGAUCUUGGGCCACUGGAUCCGGGGCAGAGGAGCGAGUGAGUGAGCAGAUGGCGCAAACAGAUGACAGAGCAACAUGCCCCAUUCCCCCAGAGUACCCACAGCAGGAGGUCACCAGCGAGGCCACAGCAGCCCCCUCUUCUGUACCCUCCCAUGCAGCUGAUAAGAUGGAGCAGAAGAAGUUUGGAAGAUGCUUCUACUGCAAAAGAGGCAAGAGCCCACAAGAGACCUGUCCCAAAAGCCUCAAGGAUGAGGCCGAUGGUUUAUUUUCAUGGGAUCCAUCUGGCGUGCGCAGGGACAGAGAUGGGAACCUGAUCCUGAAGACUCGUGAUGGGAUACGGGCGCAGUUAUAUAGGCAACUGCAGGAGGACAUGAGUGAUCAGGAGUAGGAUUUACGAAUAGGGUCCGGAAAAGUC